AUGGCAACAAAAGAGGAACUUUACGAUCAGGCUUUAACACAUUUCGGGAACAACGAACUUGAGACAGCGGUCACUGCGUUCAAUAUGCUCGUCGAACAAUACCCCAAUGAUGUGGACGGACAUAUUGGGCUUGGACACGCAUACGAGCGGAUGGGCAGAUAUGAUGAUGCGAUUGAAGCAAUCAAAAAAGCAAUUGAGGUUGACCCGAAUGAUCCACUUAAUUACACCAGUUUAUCGAUGUGUUACCAGCGCAAAGGAAUGAUUCAGGAAGCGGAAGACGCAAUGGCAAAAUCGCACCAGUUGCAGACGGGAACAUAA
Messenger RNA from Geodia barretti, 318 nucleotides. Lineage: Eukaryota; Metazoa; Porifera; Demospongiae; Tetractinellida; Geodiidae. The record is from the annotation of a GenBank genome assembly.